Molecule: messenger RNA, 324 nt
Organism: Phycomyces blakesleeanus NRRL 1555(-)
Lineage: Eukaryota; Fungi; Mucoromycota; Mucoromycetes; Mucorales; Phycomycetaceae
Exons: 5
Coding region: 1-324 (107 amino acids)
Source: RefSeq, a predicted model, not a curated record
AUGAGAUUUGUACUACUUUAUUGUCGUUUGACGGCGUUUGAUCCAUCUGGGGUAAAGGACACGGCAAGAGCGACAUCUUUACAAAUAAGGAAUAUAAAUAGGAAACCCGAGUAUUUGGAUAUCCAUACUUGUAUAAGCUUUACAGGCCUAGGGAAGAAUGAAAAAUAUCAAGAGCUAGACACUUUUGCUCAAUUUUAUGAUAGUGCUGAAGACGUUAUUAUAGAUUCAAAGAUGAUGGCUACUAAAAGUGAUCGGGGGGUGUGGAGAGUCAAGGCAGCUAGUUCUACAAAAGAUUCCUUGUACCAAAGGAAGAGACUUGAAUGA